Pogona vitticeps (central bearded dragon) is the source of this 8327-nucleotide messenger RNA. It is a transcript of the gene VCPIP1, whose product is annotated as valosin containing protein interacting protein 1. NCBI's taxonomy places the organism in Eukaryota, Metazoa, Chordata, Lepidosauria, Squamata, Agamidae. Gene Ontology annotation, molecular function: cysteine-type deubiquitinase activity. The record is from RefSeq and is a predicted model, not a curated record. Gene Ontology annotation, biological process: endoplasmic reticulum membrane fusion; protein K48-linked deubiquitination; Golgi reassembly.
GUCUGUCUCCACAAGUUGCGCUUGCGCCGUGUACGUGGAAGGCGGGAGGGGAAAGGCCGUUACGUUGUGGGCAACGGCCAGGGCAGUGAGGAGGCAAUCAGUGGCGGUGCCGGAGGCUUCCGUGUUGGCUCUCGGGUUGGUGCUAGCGGUAGGGGGAAGGGAAGGUUCUGUCAGGCUCCGGCGGUCGGUCAUUACGCGGGAGGAAGAGAAGGAAGGGAUGAACCCGUGAGGGGACGCGAGCCGAAGGGAGCGAGGGAAGGAGACCGGCCGUCGGCAGGCAAGAGGCGGAGGAGAAGGAGACGACCAGGAGGAGGAGGAGGAGGAGGCGGAGGCGCGGAGAAAUGUCUCAGCCGCCUCAGCAACAUCCGUCUCAGCAGGAGCAGCCGCCCGUGGCAGCCCCGGUCUCGAAGAAGAGGGACCGGCGUAUCUUCUCCGGGACUUGCCCGGAUCCCAAGUGCCAGGCGCGCUUGUUUUUUCCGGCGCACGGGCCUCUGAGCAGCGGGAGCAUCGAGUGCACGGACUGCGGGCAGCGCCAUGAGCAGCGGCAGUUGGUGGGGGUGGAGGAGGUGACGGACCCGGACCUGGUGCUGCACAACUUGCUGCGGAAUGCGUUGCUGGGGGUGAGCGGCGCUGGUCCCCCCCGGAAGAACACGGAACUGGUUAAAGUCAUGGGCCUGUCCAACUAUCAUUGCAAACUGCUCUCUCCUAUCCUGGCUCGUUAUGGCAUGGAUAAACAGACUGGCAAGGCCAAGCUCCUGACGGAGAUGAACCAGGGAGACGUCUUUGACUGCGCUCUUCUUGGGGACCGUGCCUUCCUGAUUGAGCCUGAGCAUGUUGACACGGUAGGUUAUGGCAAAGAUCGCUCCGGCAGCCUCCUUUAUUUGCAUGACACGUUGGAAGAUAUCAAGAAGGCCAACAGUAGCCAGGAGUGCCUCAUCCCGGUCCAUGUGGAUGGUGAUGGCCAUUGCUUAGUCCAUGCAAUCUCUCGGGCGCUGGUGGGCAGGGAGCUGUUCUGGCAUGCUUUGCGAGAGAACCUCAAGAAGCACUUUAUAGAGAAUCUCAGCCGCUACAAAGCUCUUUUUCAUGAUUUCAUUGAUGCCGCAGAAUGGGAAGAUAUAAUCAAUGAAUGUGAUCCUUUGUUCGUUCCUCCAGAGGGUGUACCAAUGGGCCUUCGAAACAUCCACAUAUUUGGACUGGCCAAUGUACUACACCGACCCAUUAUUCUCUUGGAUUCCCUGAGUGGAAUGCGUAGUUCAGGAGACUACUCCGCUACUUUCCUUCCUGGUUUGAUACCUGAAGAAAAAUGCAUGGGGAAAGAUGGCAUGUUGAACAAACCAAUCUGUAUUGCCUGGAGUAGUUCUGGACGUAAUCAUUAUAUUCCUUUGGUUGGAAUAAAAGGUGCUGCUUUGCCUAAAUUGCCUAUGAAAUUACUUCCCAAAGCUUGGGGAGUACCUCAGGACCUUAUUAAAAAAUACAUCAAGUUGGAAGAGGAUGGUGGAUGUGUGAUAGGAGGAGACAGAAGUUUGCAAGACAAAUACUUGAUGAGGUUAGUUGCUGCCAUGGAAGAAGUCUUCAUGGAGAAGCAUGGUAUUCAUCCGAGUUUAGUAGCUGAUGUACAUCAAUAUUUCUAUAGACGGACAGGUGUAAUAGGAGUUCAGCCUGAAGAUGUCACAGCAGCUGCUAAAAAGGCAGUGACGGACAGCCGCCUUCACAAGUGUCUCAUUUGUGGUGCCCUUUCAGAACUUCAUGUUCCUCCAGAGUGGCUUGCUCCAGGAGGGAAGCUGUACAACCUGGCAAAAACGACUCACGGCCAGUUGAGGCCUGACAAAAAUUAUAGCUUCCCUCUUAACAGCUUAGUAUGUUCCUAUAAUCCUGUGAAGGAUGUACUUGUACCAGACUACAGUUUGAGUAAUUUGACUGCCUGUAACUGGUGCCAUGGCUCAUUGGUGCGUCGUGUCAGAAGUGAUGGCUCUGUUGUGUAUUUGGAUGGUGAUAGAACAAACACUAGAUCUACAGGUGGCAAAUGUGGUUGUGGAUUCAAGCAUUUUUGGGAAGGUAAAGAAUACGACAAUCUCCCUGAAGCAUUCCCUAUUACUUUGGAGUGGGGUGGCAGAGUUGUGAGGGAGACAGUAUACUGGUUCCAGUAUGAAAGUGAUCCACCCCUAAACAGCAAUGUGUAUGACGUUGCAAUGAAACUUGUGACUAAGCAUUUCCCUGGAGAAUUUGGCAGUGAGAUUCUUGUCCAAAAAGUUGUCAACACAAUUCUGCAUCAGACAGCCAAAAAGAACCCUGAUGAUUAUACACCCGUAAACAUUGAUGGAGCUCAUGCCCGAAGAGCUGAUGAUGUGCAACAAGAACAAGUCAUGGAGUCUCAGCUUCCAACCAAAAUUAUUCUUACUGGGCAGAAAACAAAAACAUUGCACAAAGAAGAGCUAACUAUGAGUAAAACUGAAAGAGCCAUUCAGCAAAACAUUGCAGAACAGGCACCUGUUAUGCAAAAACGAAAAACUGAAAAAUUGAAACAAGUACAAAAGGCACCAACUAGAACUUCAUCUCCAGGUGCUAUUCCUGAAGGGUCAUCCUCUGCUCCUGCCACCCCCACCAAGACACCAUAUUCGCCAACAUCUACAAAGGAAAAGAAAAUACGCAUAACAACUAAUGAUGGGCGGCAGGCCAUGCUCAAUUUGAAGUCCACAACUACAUUUCUAGAAUUGCAAGAAAGCAUUGUAAGAGAAUUUAAUAUUCCUCCACAUUUGCAGUGCAUUCGUGUUGGCUUUCCUCCCAAAGAGCUUUUGCCACCCAAAGAAGGACAGGAAAAUGAACCUGUCCCUCUGUUGCAUGGAGACAGAAUAACCGUUGAGAUCCUCAAAGGAAAGGAGGAUAGCAGCCAGACUACUUCAGUGCACUCAACCCAUGCUGUGAAACAUGAUGAUGCUGCAGUUACUAGUAAAAUCUCUUCCAAGGAACUCCAAGAGCAAAUUGACAAGGAAAUGUACUCCUUGUGCCUUCUAGCAACGUUUAUGGGAGAAGAUGUUUGGUCUUAUGCAAAGGGGCUUCCUCACUUGUUUCAGCAGGGUGGUGUGUUCUACAAUAUAAUGAAGAAAACAAUGGGCCUGGCUGAUGGUAACCACUGUACUUUUCCACACUUGCCUGGUAAGACUUUUGUAUACAAUGCAGCAGAAGAUAGAUUAGAACUCUGUGUGGAUGCUGCUGGUCAUUUCCCAGUGGGUUCUGAUGUUGAAGACUUGGUUAAGGAAGCCCUAACUCAAGUGCGUUCUGAGGCUUCUUCAAGAAGCAGGGAAGCAAGUCCUUCACAUGGAGUCCUAAAGUUAGGUAGUGGUGGAGUUGUUAAAAAGAAGUCGGAGCAACUUCAUAAUGUAACUGCAUUUCAAGGAAAAGGCCAUUCUCUGGGAACUGCAGCUGGAAGUCAGCAGCUUCAUCAAAGAGCUAGAGAAUCUCUGCUUGCUAGAAAGCAAAGCACAGGCACGGAUUUCAGUCUCAGUUCUGCCAAAUCUGAGCCUUCUGCAUACACAGGCGAUUCUGGAAACAGUGAGCUUAUACGGAUAGCUCCUGGAGUCGGAACAAUGAGAGACAGCAGGCAGCUUGAUCCUAAUUUGAUUGAGGCUCAGCGAAAAAAAUUGCAGGAAAUGGUUUCUUCAAUUCAGGCUUCAAUGGACAGACACUUGCGGGAUCAGAAUACAGAGCAAGUGGCAACAAAUGAUUUCUCUCAAAGGAAAUUGGAGGCAGCAAGUUCAUCUGUUAAAACAAGAAGCCCUCAGACUGCUUUGUCUGAAUCAUUUACCUUAUCAAGUGGCAGUGGACAUUUGAAUACAGAAACAACUGAUGGUAAUGUGCCCAAUGCAGUGGGAACAACCUUCCCCACAAGAUCAAAAGCGCAAAAAGGAAAUUCUGUUGAAGAACCUGAAGAGAUGGACAGUCAAGAUGCAGAAAUCACUAAUACAGCUGAGCCAAUGGAUCAUUCUUGAAGAGUUAACAGCUGAUAAAGAUAGAUUACUGUGCAAAUGUAAUGUUUGUUGGCUGGGCCACAUAAAUUUAGUCAUUGAAUCUUGUAUGUUUCAAAGAUUAUAUCUUACUCAUUGCAUGAUAGCAGAUAUGUGAUAGACAAUAGCUUUUAAUAUGCCAUUCUGCUGCCCAGGCUAGCUCUCAGUUACUGUAAAUUAGUUAUUAGGAUAUGCACUGAGAUGAAUAUCUGCUGUAGAUGUGGGAUAUCAAUUUUUUUGUCAUUUUAAUUCCAUUAAUGUCUUAUCCUCCAGUCCAUGUAAAAUCAUAAAUUUAUUUUAGUAUUGAUAAGUCAAAAUAAACCUGACAAAUAUAAUGUGUUUUCUCAGAUAUUGGUCCGUUCGAAAUUACAGCAUAAAAAGACCUUUCCUUAUAUCUGAAUAUUUCUGUUUAUUUAGGUUCAUCAAGUUUCUUAAAAUGCCCAGAUAUAUUUAUUGAGCUCUUACUAAAGUAAAUUUAAGAAAUGAUAGGCAAAAGCACCAGAUUGUAUGAAACGAUGUUUAAACAGGGAAGGUGUAGUUAUACAUGGCAGUCUGAGCCAGCAUAGCUUUUUUCAUUGCUUUGCUGGCAAAUGAUUCCAUGAUUUAGCUUUCAGCUGGUAAGGUACCAUGGUGUGCUUUUAUAUUGAAAGAUGACAGUAAGCAAGUAUUUUAAGAACUAUAGUAGACUAAUAAGAAAUUUAUUUGUACAGGAAAUUUUUGAAAGUAGCCAUUGGUUACCUGUGCUGUUUAUCAACAUUUUCUAAGCAUGUUGGAUUCAUGGGAUUUAACAGAAAUUUCAUCAGAGGUGUUUUCACUUACAUUGUAAAAUGUCCUUUUUACUUUCCCUGGGAAUGGGAAGUAUUUUGUCAUUUUACUUCAGUGCACCACAUCGAUUAAACUGUCAUCCACUUAAACAGCAUAUUCAUCAGAUCUACAGUGCUGAUGUUUAUGAAGCAGCCUUUGUGUCUGCUCCAUAAAGAUAGAAUGUUUAUCUUGAAACUAAUGUUGCACUUUUGCCUCUUUGCAAAUUUCUGUUUCAUGUGCAUUAAUGCUGAUUCAUCAGAUGAAAAUAAACUUUGAAAGAGUGGACAGCUUAAGGGACAGAAGGAUAUUGAAAUUUCAAGUGUUUAGUUAUUGAAGCCAGUGAUUGUGCACUGGUCCACAGAUAUAAAGUUCGUAUGAUAAAUGUUUCUUUUCUGAAAAUAUGCUCACAAUUUCUGCAGUUAUAAUCACAAAAGAAACAAUGCUGUGAUUAAAUAUCCCAUGUAAUUGAAAGUUUAUUUUUAUAUGGGACAUUAACUGAAGGUACAGCUGCUUCAGUUCAUUCAAGUAUAUUAAUCUAUUCAAACACUGUUUUCUUUUCUCAUACAGGAAACACCUUUUAUCACCUAGUGCACUGCCUAUAUAUAAAGUACAUAGAUCACAUUCUCAUGAAUAAAUUAUUUUAAAUAUAUAAUUUUACUAUUAUUGCUGCUUACUUUGUUCAAGAAAGUGUAUCAUAGAGAUAUGGAGUUAAGUCUGAUGCACAUCCCCUUGAGAAGAAGAUUUCUGAUGCUACAUCUAGAAAACCACUAUAACGACGAACAAACGCACAAACAUGUCUGUGGCCAUUAUCCAGGGGAACAAUUUAUGCAUUCAUAAGAGGAUGUGCACGGUGGGAGAGCUUUAUGGCACAGCAAUAGUCCAUGUCCUCCUUUGAACAGUAGCUUGUAAUACAGUAUGAGACAGCUGAUAUGACAAACAGGAAAGCUGCUGUCCUAUCUCUGAUUAAGGGGCAUCUGCACCGAGUAUUUGUCUUUUCGAAAACAGGAUCAACAGGUGUGGCUUCCAAGAAAUAACACUUGGAACUAUAGUACUCUUAGUGCAAAAAAAAAGUUGAUUCAGAAUGUAUAGUACAUUCACAAAAUUGUGAUUCCUAUUUCCUAGGUGAGGACCAUCACAAUUUAGAAUUAUUAUUAUAGUCUGUUAAUCUUAUUAAAUAUGUUGACAUAACUUUCAGUGGCAAAUUGCUGCAAGUUGACAAGCCAAUGUGGAUAUUUACUAUCUCAUGUGCCUGGUGUAUGAUACCAAACCCCUGCACCAACUUCUUAACUUGUGGCAAUUUGCCACUGAAAUUUAUGCCAGUGGAGUUGCACUGAUGGGUGCAACUGACAGGAUUCUCUCCAUAGUGUUGAUAAAUAGCCUGACAAUUUGGUGACUUCUGUAAUGCAGAAAUAGCAUGAUGGUUCUCACCAGCACUUGCAUAAAAUUUAUGUUUAAUAAGCAAGAGCCGUGUAGCUAGUAAGGCAUGGGUGACAUUAUGAUUUCAUCUGUUUACAGUAAGAUAGCUCUUGAAUAUGAGUUAAGAUUUUUUUAUAGUAACUCUUUUCUUUGAAUAAUGGUAUUAUGACAUUUUUCUCUUAACCAAAAAAUAACACUUCUGGUUGUUCACUUUUGCAUUUUCUCUUUUGUCUGAGAUAUUAAAAGAUUGUUUGUAGUGCUCAGUUUUAAAAUGAAAAUAUUCAAAGCUUAAGAAGUAUCUGAAAAACACUGCUGUGUCUCUAAAUGUUGGGGGGGGUAAUUAAAUCUAAAUUCUUAAUGUUAGAUGUGCACUCAAUACAUAGGCUGAUCUGCAUAAAAGAUGAUGGGACUUAUGAACACAAAAGAAAUGUAGAUGCCUCAUUGCCUUUGAUGGCACCUAACUACAACUCACUUUUUGGAUUUCACUGUGAGGUUAAGCAUAUGUUCCUGGCUUCAGGUUUUAGCUUUAAUGGGUGAGUGUCAAAUAUUAACUGCAUUUGUGGAAGAUGAGAAUAGUUCUGGUGAGAAUAUUAAGGACAGCUAGAAUAAGCUUCAAAAUUUGCAAAGUUGUCUGUAUUAACUUGUCAACAGGUUUUCUAGGGUGCACGUAUAUGUCCAGUUUGGCAGCAGAAAUACCACUGUUUUAACAAAUCAAAGACUAACCUUCCUGAUUAAACAAGCUUGUUUUUUUUCUUUAGCAGAAAAGCAGUUUCAUACAUACACAAUAAUCUGAGCAGAAAAUUGGACAACAGUAGUAGCAUAAUGGUAUUCAAUACCUUGGUUUACUAAGGAAAGGAGUAGAUCCUAUACAAUCAGAAGCAACAAACAAAAAAUGAAGUACAUUUGAAAAAAUUCUGAAAUUUAAGUUUGUUGGUGUUUUUUCAUUUCAGAUUUAAACAUAUUUUAGGGUAUAUACCUUUAACCCAUGACUAUACUAUAUUUUUGGGGGAAUUUAAUGGUAGAAAGUCAGUGUCAUUUAAAAUACCAAAUGCUAAAAUUGUUCCACAAUUGCAAAAUGGCUUGUUCAGUUAAUUUAACUUUGGUAGGUGUGUCGCUUGUUAGCUACACAGAAAGAGCAUAAAAGUAAAAAAGGUCUUGAUUUUUUUAAAAGAGAGGAUGAUUAUUUGACUAUAUAUUGUGUUUCCUUUUUGUAGCUGUAAGAUUAUUAUAUACUUUAAAUUGAACAUUACAUAUGGGGAUAUUGGUUAGGAUUUGCUGUGAUGAUCUAGAUGUGGCUUCUAAUUUCCAUUUUAGUAAUUAUCACAGAAGAGCACUGUUCUGAUCGUAUACUAACAAUGCUUCAGAAAGGGUAUAUUUUGCAAGACUACAAUGACUGACUUUUUUUCUUGAGAUAUGACAGUCUAGUGGAGAACUUUAAUAACCACUCCUCCAUUAGUGCAUUCAACCCAGCUGUAUUUUGUUUGUCCAAGUUUAUGAGAGUCCUAAAUCUUACUCAUUCUAGUGGAACUCAGUUAAAUGUAUGCUCAGGAUCUGCAAAUUUAUGCUAUCUGCCCUUGGUCAUUUUGGCGUCUUGGUUGGCAUUCAGAAUUUGGCAUUCUCAGGACAAAUAUUAACAUUAUGCUCCAGCAAAAGGCUUUUCAUAUAUCAUACAUUUUAAAAUGUUCCUUUUAAGAUUAUUUAAAGUAGCAUUCUUGCUUUGCCACUCUGAUUGUAGUAAAGUUAAGAGACUGAAUGGCGAUUGCUAUUUUUUAGAUUUUAUUUUACUGCGAAUUAUUACCAGGAAGAGAAAUAGUGCACUUUUGCAAGCAAUUGGUUUAAAAAUUGUAUAAAUAAGCAUUAGUAUUGUAUAUAUUUAGGAAAUCUUUUAAAACAGCAAGUGCUUUACAUAUGAGUUAAAUUAGAAUAACAAUUAUACCAUGUUCACAAUGCUGGCUGUUCAGCACAUUUGGAUUUUUUUUUUUGGUGAUUGCUGUACUAACUCGUUUUUUAUUUGUAAUGUAACAAUAGUGUAUUAUAACUGUGUACUAUAUUACACUUUACUGUACAGUAUUUGGAAUUCUCUUUGAUUGCAAUAUUAAAAAUACA